AUGUCGUCGAUCCAGAAUGCAGGUCUCGGAGUGUUUGCGGCUGUUGACCUUGUUCCUGGUGACGUGGUCACUGCCUACGACGGUCAACUGGUUCCCGAUGCCCCGACCAAUCACUUGUAUGCUCUGCAGAUCACGGGAGCAUCGAAGCCCAUGUGGAUUGACGGGCUCCGUGAACUGGAGCGUGGGAAAGGAAUCGGAUCCUUUGUCAACCGUGCAUCGCGCGAGCAUCACUGCUACAUGAACUGCGACUACAAGGAGUUUGCUGAGUCUGCGUACAUUGUCAUCACGAAGAAAAUCAAGGCGAACAGCGAGCUCUUUACGGUCUACAGCCGUGGUUACAGAUUCUAG
This is a messenger RNA of Aphanomyces astaci, 348 nucleotides long. RefSeq lists its product as hypothetical. The record is from RefSeq and is a predicted model, not a curated record. The transcript has a single exon. Lineage: Eukaryota; Oomycota; Saprolegniomycetes; Saprolegniales; Verrucalvaceae. Bases 1 to 348 code for a protein of 115 amino acids. Gene Ontology annotation, molecular function: protein binding.